GGCACCCACUUUGGGGUUGGGCAUGCCCGGGCAAGCAAGAAAGAUAAUUUCCCUUUCCUUGUUUGGUUUGGGUUUUUCUGGUAACCCAAGGCAGCUAUCUACACUUUGCUCAUCCUGCGAAUCCCAAGGAACAGAGCAGUUCUUGGGUUAAUUGGCCUCCCCCUCAAAACUUUACAACCUUUUUGGAAGAAAUGGAAAGUGAAACCUUUUGCUGCUGAAAGAGAAAGCAUUUCUCCAGAGCUGAACUGCUCAGUAAGGCUUUGAUCUACACAGGUAGCAUCUACCACUUGGUUCCAAAGAUAUGACUGAAAGGAUGUCAGGUCAGAUGAGCACUGGGGUGCCCAGCAAUAGAAGAAUAGUUAGCCAAAGCGAUGUCAAGACAGCCAAAAUCAACUGUGAAUGCUCAAUGCAAUAGCUAUGACAAGAUGGCUGCCUAAAAGAAGAGGGUUUCAAGGAGCUUCCUACCUGUUGGGGUACGUGUGGAAACCGAGAUGACUGAAGAAUCCAAGCGGUUAACGUUAAGUCCAGUUCUAAGAUGCCCACCUUGGAGCCAACUCGAGGUCACAUACAGAGAUGGGAGAGGAAAGCAGGUGUAUGCAGGCCACACCAAGGAAUCCUUUGACAUCACAGAGACUUUGUUCAUCACCCCUGUGGAGUUCAAGCUGUGGGAACGGCUGGUGGGGAUCCUCUCUCCAUCCCUUUGGGAAGCUAAGGCUUCUGGGGUGCUCCAAAGAGAAUCGGGGGUUAUCACUUUCUCUGGGCCGCCAGAGACAGUUUUGAGAGCCAAGGAGGCCGUCAGCAAGUUGCUCAUCAUGGUGCGCCCUUUGGUCAACAUCAACCUGAUGGCCAUUCCACAACCCAAGCAUAGAGCAGUUGGGUUUUUCCACCUCUGGGAAGGACUUGAUCUUUUUCUAUGGGAAGGAGAAGCUUCUGGAUUCAGGGUGGAUGCUGUAGUGAGGAUCAGCACCAGUGGAAGCCUGGACUUUGGAAAUGCUGUGUUUGCCCAGAGGGUGUGGAGCCAGCGAGGAGGUCCCCAGACUAAUUUGGACCUACACUUUUCACACCCAACCAUAGUGGAACUAGCAGCUGGGGCAGUAAAACUAGCGCUGGAGGCUGCAUCCCAAAAAGGUCUCCAGUCUUUGGUGAUGUCCUUCUUGGGAACUGCUCUCUCCACAUUUGAAGCACAGGCGAUUGCUGCAGGAAUUGAAGCCUUUAAGGAAGACCACCCGGCAUCCCCCUUGAAGAGUGUUAAUUUUAUCUCCAGUGACCGACAUGCCUUGGCGGUGCUUCACGAGGAGUGUGAGAAGCACUGGCCUCUGGGAAAGAGUGACCAGGUGUGGCUGAGACAUGUGCUGCUGUCUUUGGAAGCUGCCAGGAUCGAGGUAGCUGCCAGUUUCAGUACUAAGAAGGAAACAGAUGUGGCAGUUGUUCCCUUGGUGCUGAAUUCUGACAUGCUGGGAUGGGGCCCGGAUGCCGUUGCCAUCACGCGGAAGGUUCUGGAAUCUGUCCCGGACGUUACAGACCUGCGUCCAGGGGAGGUUCUUCCAGUGAUGGCCUCCGCCUUCCCAGAGUUUGGCUGCAGAGUUGUCUACCUGAUAUGGCUAGGAGGGUCUCAGCUGAGGCCCAAAGAUGCCCAUGAGGCCAUUAAAAAAAUGUUUCGGAGCUGCCUCAGCACCUUCUAUGGCUCCUUCCUGGAGUCCAUUUCGUUCCCUGCCAUAGAGCCGGCAGACCCAGGCCUAGCUGUGAAGGGGCAAUGCCUGCGCAUCAUGCUUGAGGAAAUUCACCAAUGCCUGAAGGAGUUGCCCAACCCCUGGAUGAAGCUGCUGCAAAUUGUUCCUCUGCCAGGACGAAGUCUCCCAUGUCCGGUGGAAGAUUACAUCACUACUGCUGUAGAGCCAGUGGGCUUAUGUUGCCUGGAGGAUCCGCUCUUCCUCCAGUAUCUGAAUGAGAGCCCGGAUGCCUUUCGUGACUUUGAAGUGCCACUGGAGGAGGUUGGUUAUGGCAUCCAGAUAUGUUCUCCUUGGAGAAUGUUGGCGUUCAAGGCCACCAGUCCGUCCAUGCAGCUGCAUGAUUUGAGAGCAGCAUUUCAGUCUGUACGAGAAAAAUAUCUACUGCACUGUGAAACCCGGACAGAUGUGCUAGAAGCCCUGCUUGAGCAGCAGACCCUUGUGACGAAGUUCAGAUCCAUCAGGAUCUAUAUCCAUGACCGAAUGUGGUUUGUGGGCCUGUUUGAUGAGAUGGCCUCUUUCUUACAGUGCCUUCUCCAAGUGGCUUCUCAGAGGCAAGUAGUGAGUUGGGAGUUUUCAGCUGAACCGCUGGCCAUAUGCACUAUUGCUAGAGACUCCGUGCUUCAAGAGAUGCUCCCCUCCAACCCUCUCAUAAGCAUUGAAAUCCUUACUAAAGCUCCAGCAACUAUCAGAUUUUGGGGCCGUCAGCAGAGAGUGGAGGAAGCGGAGAGGCGCUUCAAAGAGCUCCUCAAUGGCUUCCAGGUGCUGCCAGUACCCCUGUCAAAUCUACAGUCUCAGUUUAUCAAGGUCCAGUGGGGUAAGUUCUUCCACAAUGGUUUCUUCUUAGAGAAAAGCAUCCCUGCCGUGCUAGAGAUCUCUGAAGUUGUUCAGGUUGUUGGCCUAGACUCGGGUAAAAUGAAGGAAGCAGAAGAGAUCAUUGUGAAGGAGGUGUGUGAGAGGACAGUGGAGAUAGCAGAGGAACUGAAGUGGGCCACUGAGUGUGCAGAGUGGAAGGAGCUGCUGCACAGUUUGGGCUCCAAUAAGGAAGUAGCCCUUCACCAUAUUGCACCUAGUCAGGUGACUUUAGUUGGCCUCUGUCCCCAUAUCACUCAAGCAGAGGGACUGAUUAAGAAGUAUCUGAGAGGCAAUUCUGCCAUGGAGGAAAGGAUGAAGCUGGAUACACCAGAGUUAGCAUUAGCUGGAAAUGAUCUCCUUUGUAUAAUGGACUGGAAGCAUCUCAAAGUGAAGGUCAGACUCCAGCGAAACCAUCAGAUUUUAUUCCUGCAGGUGAGCGGUCUCCAAAAAUAUGUGACGAAAGCCAUGCCAGCCAUCAAGAUGGACUUAGACUCUCUAGUGCUUGGUACAAUGCCUUUGAGGAAGAAGGCUCUUGGAGAAUACUUCUCCGGGGUUGGAGCAGGAGCGCUAAAGAAAAUGGCCCAACAGAUGUUCUGCAUUGCUAAAAUCAAGAAUCGAGAAAUCACCAAUAGUGAUGGCAGCUGGGAGCAGAGAUUUCAUAAAAAACACCCGGGUGAAAUCUAUGCAGUCGGAAGACAGAAUCACAUAGUCUCUUUGAAGCAAGCUAUGGCUGGUUUCAUUAUCAACUUCCAAGCAAAAUCGAUUUGCAAUGAAGCAAUAGCAACUUUCAGCGAUAAGAUUCUCAAUGAACUCUGCCAGAACACCCUGUAUCAGUUUCCCAUAGGCCUCCGUCACUUGUGUGGUGGUGAGCUACAGAUCUGUGGCUCCCGAGAAGAUGUGGGGAACGUUCUUGAGGCCAUUGAUACAAAGAUAGUAGAAUACCAGGGUGAGUGGAUAGAAGUCAAUGCUCAAUACAAGGCAGUCCCAUGCAUCAUCGUAAAAGAAUGUUUGGUUCAGGAGAUACUCCCAGGCAACCAUCUAGUAAGUACUGAAAUUGUGGUUGAAAAUCCAGCAACUGUCAUAUUCAGGGGUCCCCGACAGAAGGUGGUAGAACUGGAGAGGUGCUUUGAGGAGGUGCUCAGUGGCUUCCAGAUUUUGCCAGCCCCUCUGUCAGAUCUCCAGUCUCAGUUUGUCAAGGCACAGUGGGGCAAGCUCUUCCACAAGAACUUCUUUUUGGAGCAGGGCAUUCUUGCUGUGCUUGAGAUCUCUGAAGUUGUUCAAGUCGCUGGCCUAGACUUGGAUAAAAUGAAGGCAGCAGAAGAGAUCCUUGUGAGGCAUGUGUGUGAGAGGACAGUGGAGGUAGCUGAGGAACUGAAAUGGGCCACUGAAUGUGAAGAAUGGGAAGAAUUGCUGGACAGGCUGGGAUCCCAUAAAGAAGUAGCCCUUCAUCACAUUGGACCCAGUCGGGUGACUGUGGUUGGCAUCUGUCCGUAUAUCAUUCAGGUGGAGGAAUCUAUUAAGGAGUAUCUGGAGAAAAAUUCUUCAGUGGAGGAAAAAGUGAACAUCAGCAGACCAGAACUAGCAUUCGCUGGGGAAGGUCUCCUUUCUGUAAUGGACUGGGAUCAUCUCAAAGUAGGCAUACAGGUUCAGCCAAACAGUCAGCUUUUAUCCUUGCAAGUAAGUGGUCUCCGAAAAUUUGUGCACGAAGCCAUCCAGGUUAUCGAGGAAGACUUGGAUUAUCUUGUGCUUGGUACAAUACCUUUGGAAAAGAAGUCACUAGGUGAAUACUUCUCUGGGGCUGGAGCAGGUCUGCUGCAGGAAAUGGCCCAAGAACAGAACUGUAUUGCAAAGAUGCAAAUCCAGAACUCUGGUCCUUGUGAUGGAGUCAUCAGUAGCAAUGGAAAUAGAGGGCAGGAAUUAGCUAAGGACCAUUCCACAGUGAUCCAAGCUGUGGGCAGAAAGAGUGAUGUGGCCUCAUUCAAGCAAGAUUUGGAGGAUUUCAUUUCAAAAUUCCAUGAAGAAACCAUAUGUAAUGCGGAGAUAUCCACAUUCAGUGAUGAGGUCCUCAAACAACUCUGUGAGAACACAUCACAACAAUUUCCGGUUACCCUCCACCGCCUGAGAGAAAAAGUUGUUUGGGUUUGUGGAUCCCACAAAGAUGUUGAAAAGGUUCUGGGGGCCAUUUACACAAAGAUAGAGGAAGCAGCCCUUGCAAAGAUCCAGGAAGUCCAAGCUGGGUGGAUAGAGUCCAAGCUUCUGUACGAGACUGUCCGGUGGCAUCAUAUGACUGAUGCUGGUUGGUCCUCAUUUGACAUGGACACCAACCGCCAUCUGGAGAUUGCAUACAGCAAGAAGGGAAUGGGGACACAGGUGCUGUGGGAUGGACAGAAGAUGGAGAUCAACCUGCUCAAGGGUCAAGCAUUCAUGCCACGCAACAGGAGGAUGUUCAGGAUAAGAAGGGAGAUCUGCUUAUGGGACAAGAAUAUUGCUCCGCAUUGGGAAGCCAUGGAUGGGUGCUUGGUUAAGAAAGUGGAACUACAGACCAGUUCGGAGGAGUAUCAGGACAUUGUAAAGAAUUUCAAGAGGACAACUGAUGGCUGCACAGUACUCAGGGUGGAGAGGAUCCAGAAUCGAUACCUGUGGGUUUCAUAUUGCUGGAAACGGAGCUGGAUGGAGAAGAAGAACCCAGAAGGGACACAGAACGAGCGCAUCCUCUAUCAUGGGACAUGGACCGAGAAUUGGUAUUCCAUCCAUGAGAUUGGCUUCAAGAGUGCCUGCAGGAGUGUGGGCAUCUAUGGACAAGGCAUUUAUUUUGCAGUGGAAGCUGGCCGUGCUGCCUUCUAUGCCAAACCAGAUCCCCAAGGGCACCGUUAUAUGUUUCAGGCUCGGGUUCUGACUGGGGAAUUUGACCAUGGGAAUGACAAGAUGGUGUUGCCACCUAUAAAGCAAGGGGGGAAAGACCGGUAUGACAGUCUGGUGGACGUUCUCAUUAAGCCGACUAUCUUUGUGACGUUUUUUGAUGAUCAUGCUUACCCUGAAUACCUGAUCACCUUCUCUGGGCCAGCAUCUUGAUGGCAGCUCUAAAGGAGCAGAAGGGUACUGAACUAGGGGAUUUGAAAAAGUGUGUGGACUCCAGGUGGGAGGGGGAGAGGUUCCUUUUGUGUUUUGUCCCAAAGGGAAAAAUGAAACAUACAAUUUAAUAAUUUCAUUUCCUGAAUGGUUAGAACCAAAAUACCCCUACUUAUUUUCCAUUAAACAUGUGCAUUUUUGUUUUGCAACUGGAAAAAAACCAAACAUUCAAUUUCUGUAUUUGCCGUAGAAAGCAAAAAUUGAAAUAAACUAAUUCUUCCAUUA
This is a messenger RNA of Rhineura floridana, 5936 nucleotides long. RefSeq lists its product as uncharacterized. Gene Ontology annotation, biological process: negative regulation of gene expression. NCBI's taxonomy places the organism in Eukaryota, Metazoa, Chordata, Lepidosauria, Squamata, Rhineuridae. The record is from RefSeq and is a predicted model, not a curated record. Gene Ontology annotation, molecular function: transcription corepressor activity; NAD+ poly-ADP-ribosyltransferase activity. Gene Ontology annotation, cellular component: cytoplasm; nucleus. The coding region runs from base 492 to 5654 and encodes 1720 amino acids. The transcript is spliced from 11 exons.